UGGGUUCGGAUUUUUUGGACAAAACACGCUCCACGACAUCACCGGCAGCCCUCCCUUUGCUAUUGCUUAUUGCUUGGAUACACUCGCACGAAACGCCCAUAUUGCUUGCUAAUUUUGGUAUUGUUUAAUCCGCGGCCUCGGUUCAUUUGUCAUCAUGAACGCGCCUGAUCGCUUCGAGCUCUUCCUCCUCGCCGAUGGGGAAGAGAAGAUCACGGAGACCAUCAACACCACCAUGUCAAAUUGCUCCGACUUCACUUUCAUGAAGGAGGACCACACGUUGGGAAACUUGCUCUGCGAGCACCUCAAGCAGCAGCCCAACGUCCUGAUGGCGGGCUACAAAGUCGGCCACCCGAACGUGCCCGAGUUCUUCCUGCGCAUCCAGACGGACGGCAAGGUCACGCCCAAGGUCUGCCUGGUCGAGGCGUGCCGGACCAUCGUCCAGCUCCUCAGCCAGAUCAGCAGCCAGUUCACGCGCGAAUUCGAGCUGCGCCGCAUGGUCGCUGCCGGCGAGCAGCAGAACGGGGACCAGGCCGGACACGGCUACUGACGCGUCUUGGCUGGGACGUGGGCCUGUAUUUCAAUCCGUUCUUUUGGUCUGGCUCUGGGGUUUCAUUUUUUGUUUCUCUUAUCAGCGGAAACUAGCCAAGGCUGUACCAAGGGGGGCAUAUUGUUUGGCGCCACGGCGUUUUCGGGCUCUUCUUUUAUGGUAACGGAGGGUGCCUUGAAGAUUGGUAUUUAUGGCACCGUUAUUUCCAUGCAAUUCUGAUGCGUCCAUCUUCUCAGCAUUCGCGGCAUCGUCAGGAGCGGCGCGCACAACAAACUUGAGAGAAACCACAGUUGGUCCAUUCAGAGAGCAGCUGUUGGUAAUUACAGAAAAGAUUAAUCCUGGUGUAGAUUUUCCAUCUAUCAGCCCUCUCCCCCACAUCAUCAUGGUAGAGUCUCAGCCUCAAAAUCUUC
This is a messenger RNA of Gaeumannomyces tritici R3-111a-1, 957 nucleotides long. RefSeq lists its product as hypothetical. The transcript is spliced from 4 exons. Gene Ontology annotation, cellular component: RNA polymerase II, core complex. The record is from RefSeq and is a predicted model, not a curated record. Bases 155 to 547 code for a protein of 130 amino acids. Gene Ontology annotation, molecular function: protein dimerization activity; DNA binding. NCBI's taxonomy places the organism in Eukaryota, Fungi, Ascomycota, Sordariomycetes, Magnaporthales, Magnaporthaceae. Gene Ontology annotation, biological process: transcription by RNA polymerase II.